Oncorhynchus tshawytscha (Chinook salmon) is the source of this 1905-nucleotide messenger RNA. Its product is annotated as thymosin beta-like. NCBI's taxonomy places the organism in Eukaryota, Metazoa, Chordata, Actinopteri, Salmoniformes, Salmonidae. Gene Ontology annotation, cellular component: cytoplasm. The record is from RefSeq and is a predicted model, not a curated record. The transcript is spliced from 3 exons. Gene Ontology annotation, biological process: regulation of cell migration; actin filament organization. Bases 86 to 337 code for a protein of 83 amino acids. Gene Ontology annotation, molecular function: actin monomer binding.
UCUCUACCCCUCCCUCUCUUAGUUUCUCCCUCCUUCCCUCUUCCGUCCUCCCUCCUCCCUUAUUCUGUCUUAAACCCACACCCUUAUGCAGACCUACAUGUGCAGACACCCGAAGACACUCGCUGCCUUGUCUACCUCCAUCUCUUUCCAUCCAAGCCCCGGCGGAUUAGAGCACACUACUGUGUGUAACAAAGCAACAAUGUCUGACAAACCUGACCUGACAGAGAUCGCCUGUUUCGACAAGACCAAACUGAAGAAGACUGAGACGAAAGAGAAGAACCCCCUGCCAACCAAAGAGACCAUUGAACAGGAAAGGAAAGGGGAUGCCACGCCUUGAUGUGACUUGGUGAAGAAGAGGAGAAGAGGAGGAGAGGGAAACAGGAGAGGAGACAGAGAUGCCACCAACAAAAUCCCUUUGUUUUGUCUGUCUGUCAGUAUUCUACUUUAAGUCACGUUGUGUUGUAUAACAAGGUGCUGUAGUGCCCCAGGAGAUGCAGUAGUGGAGGAGGAUACAUGGGAUGUAUUCCAAAUGGCACCUUAUUCCCUAUAUAGUGCAAUACUUUUGACCUGGUCCACUAUAUAGGGAAUAUGGUGCCAUUUGAGACACAGAAUGCCAUCUUCACAGGGCUCUAUCUUUCAUUAGGAGAAUAGAGUUGUAACAUGGAUACCAGGAUGGUUCUGUUUUAAAUAACAAGUAUUGGGCCAGAAACCCUCCACCCUCUAGACUUCACCCCUUUACUCCCUAAGCCUCUACACCCUAGCCUUUACUCCUUUACUCCCUAGCCCCUACACCCUAGCCUUUACUCCCUUACUCCCUAGCCUCUAACCCCCUUACUCCCUAGCCCCUACACCCUAGCCUUUACUCACUUACUCCCUAGCCUCUAACCACCUUACGCCCUAGCUCCUACAUCCUAGCCUCUAACCACCCUAUGCCCUAGCUCCUACACCCUAGCCUCUAACCACCCUAUGCCCUAGCUCCUACACCCUAGCCUCUAACCACCCUACGCCCUAGCUCCUACAUCCUAGCCUCUAACCACCCUAUGCCCUAGCUCCUACAUCCUAGCCUUUACUCACUUACACCCUAGCCUCUAACCACCCUACGCCCUAGCUCCUACAUCCUAGACUCUAACCACCCUACGCCCUAGCUCCUACACCCUAGCCUCUAACCACCCUACGCCCUAGCUCCUACAUCCUAGCCUCUAACCACCCUACGCCCUAUCUCCUACACCCUAGCCUCUAAUCACCCUACGCCCUAGCUCCUACAUCCUAGCCUCUAACCACCCUACGCCCUAGCUCCUACACCCUAGCCUCUAACCACCCUACGCCCUAGCUCCUACAUCCUAGCCUCUAACCACCCUAUGCCCUAGCUCCUACAUCCUAGCCUUUACUCACUUACACCCUAGCCUCUAACCACCCUACGCCCUAGCUCCUACAUCCUAGCCUCUAACCACCCUACGCCCUAGCUCCUACACCCUAGCCUCUAACCACCCUACGCCCUAGCUCCUACACCCUAGCCUCUAACCACCCUACGCCCUAGCUCCUACAUCCUAGCCUCUAACCACCCUACGCCCUAUCUCCUACACCCUAGCCUCUAACCACCCUACGCCCUAGCUCCUACAUCCUAGCCUCUAACCACCCUACGCCCUAGCUCCUACACCCUAGCCUCUAACCACCUUACUCCCCAGCCCUUAUUUCCUAACGCACACCCAUCCAAACCACUCAGAAGUACCAAGGGUAGGGGCUAAGGGCUAGGGGUUUGUUUCUUAAUCAGUCAGUUUUGUUGUUGAACACAAACCAAGUCAAGCAUCCAGGCUAAGAGAGGAAGGUGGGGGAUUAUUGAGGUGUUUUCACAUUUCACUUUAUACUUUUCUUUAUGAAAUAAAGACAAAAUGCUAUAAUACAAAA